ACCAACUUCUCCAUCCAAGGACUCCUCGCUACGUACACGGAGCCUCCAAAACCCCCCAUACCGCCAUCAUGCCUCAGGAUAUGCCCCCAACGGGGGGCUACGCCCAAGUCCAGUACAAGCGGAACCUCCCUGCCCGUGGCUUCAAGCCCUUCUACUACAUGGUCGGCAUGCACAUGAUCAUGGCCUACGGCUUCUACAAGUACUUCCACGGUGUCCGUGAGCAACGUGAGCUUGCCCGUGAGAAGAUGUGGGGCCGUCUCUACCUCACUCCUCUCCUUCAGGCUGAGGAGGACCGUGAUCAGGUCCGCCGUUACUACGCCGACAAGGCUCGCGAGAAGGAGCUCCUGGGCGCCGAGCACAAGGUCUACAACUCCGACCGCUUCGUCCGCCCUACCUUUGCCUACACUCCCUCCAAGGUCACCCAAUAGACAAUUUCGUCGACGCAUUCAUCGAUCUCGUACCACCAUUUGUUCCCGCUCGUGGUUGGACACGGCACUGCUGGUUCAAGGGCACCCUCAUAGGAAAGAGGGUUGGAGUUCGAUUCGUUAGAUGAGGCGGAGCGAGUGAAAGAAUCAUAGAGGCAAGGAUCGUUUGUCUCAAAGGAGCCAGGGGCUCGAGGAAAACAUUGUAGAUAUACCGUUACUACGAAGGGCCUAGUUCUGUUUUACAACAAGUCAUUUUUCUUCUGUUUUGCAUUGACGCAAAUCAACCCAAUCUACAAGAGAAGUAAAGAGUGGCCCAAAAUUGCCAGUAUCAUUAGUUUACGAUAGAAAACAGGGAUUUAUAUGUUAAUUGUGCAUGAGCACGUUCAUAUUGGGGUUUUGGCCGUCUAUAAAUGUAUAGCGGCCUGUCUAUUCUGUUGGUCUCAAAGCGCCGCCGCCAAGGGGUAGUCCGUAAGGUCGCAAGCGAUGAGAAACCCAUGCCUCAAGAAUAUGAAAAACCAAAAAAAAUGAACAUCAAGAACGUACGCUCAGGAUGCAAUCGAAAACUUAGGCCACCAAACAUAAAAGUAAUGCGAGAUCAAGCAGAUCUCACGUGAGCAUUGACAUAGAAAUUGAGAACGUAGGGCUAAGAAGCUCUGGAUCAAUAUAUCAAAAACGCUGAUCGGGACCGUCAAUGGCGAGCGAUUUAAAUGCAAAGCAGUCCAUAGAUGAGAGCCGUAACUGAUUGUCGAGAGUAUCGCUGAUGCACUAACCGAACAUGUCGGCAACACCAGAGAGAUCGGGACCAUCAUUGAUGUCAACACGAUGAGUCUCCUGCUGUGUCUCCAUCUCGUUGGUCAUGUACCGGCUUUGAAUCGCGGUCCUCGCCUUGCGACGCUCCUCCCGUGAGCCAAGGAUCUUGCCCUGCUCGGCAAUGCUAACACCUCGCAGCGGCUCAAGUAACUCGAGGACCAAGGCCCGCUGUUGGCGGGGCGAGGUGCACCGUUGGAGAGCAGUCUCUGUCUGAACAACCUUUUCUGGAGUGAUGCCAGGCAGAGAGAGGAAGACGGACCGUGGUGUUUCGCUGCAGACUCCGUACAAAACCCAGAUGGACGCGAUGAGCUGGGCCAAAUCCUUCUGCAUGUCAACGAAGUAGGAUUCAUGGACGGAGGUAAUGCAAGCCUGCAGGACGUCUGUGCAGAUGAACUCGCGGAUGGUCACAAUGGUUUGACUAUUGUGCGGGGGUGCGAAGUCGGCCAAGAUGGAGCGAACGACGCGAGUGAUGAUGCUGCAGCACCGCGUAUCGCGCAUGCGAAGAGCAUGAGUGCAGAAGAGCAUGACGGGCUCGAAGAUUUCGGGCGAGGAUAGAACAAAGUGACGGAUUGAGUCGGCGAGUUCAGGAGUCGGUUGCGGCGCACUAGGGUCUGCCUCUGUUCGAUCAGGA
Molecule: messenger RNA, 1866 nt
Organism: Penicillium brasilianum
Lineage: Eukaryota; Fungi; Ascomycota; Eurotiomycetes; Eurotiales; Aspergillaceae
Source: the annotation of a GenBank genome assembly